UCCUUCCGGAAAAUCCCCUCUAUGUGCUGCGAGUAACUGCUCCCUCCUUCGCCGCACUCUUUCCCCUCACAAUCGAUUGCAGAGCGUUUGGAAACAAUGGCCGAACCCCUGAGCCCUAACCCUUCGACGGCGGCACCGAGGCAGAAAGCUUCCGUCGCGAUGCGUCUCCAAUCUCCGACGAGCCCAUUCUUCCUCGGCUCUAAUGACGACCAACUCGAACGCGCUCAAGCACGCGCCGCACGCGCCGCCGCUAUUCGCCGUAAACCUGUUGCUCGCUUCGCCGCUCCUCUCUCCCCCCCCGAUCCUUGUCUCUCCAGAGAACAGAUUAUCGAUUUGUUCCAAAAUUGCGUUAAGCUCGCUAGUGAAAAUAAAAUAAACCAGAAGAACACAUGGGAGCUGAAGCUUAUAGACCAUCUUAGCGAAAUUAUCAAAGUCGAAGUAGAAAAUGACGCAGAGACUAACUUCCAAAAGGCAAGCUGCACGUUGGAAGCCGGCGUGAAGAUAUACUCCUUGAGGGUGGAUUCGGUGCAUGCGGAGGCAUAUAAGGUCCUUGGAGGGAUCAAUCGAGCUGCUCAAGAAGACGGACAUGAAACUAUGGCAGAAGGUGGCAACAGUAAUGAUGGGCAGGAGAAGGAUCGGCCUAAGAAAGAGUUGGAAAGGAAGGUUUCACCUUUGUCAACCCUGGAGUCAUCUUUUGAGUCUAUCAAUGUCAAGAAAUUUGAUGUUGCAUUUGCAGUGGAUCCUCUUUAUCAUCAGACAUCUGCACAGUUUGAUGAAGGUGGAGCGAAAGGUCUUUUAUUGAAUAAUCUUGGAGUAUAUGGAGGAUGUCGAGUUCUUUUUGAUUCCCUAGAAAUACCAGGAAAGUGCAUAUCAUGUUCAGUCCAAAAUAAUUAUUCGGAUAUGGUUGACAUAUCUUUUGCCAAAGAUUCCAUUGAGCAGAUGUUGAUUAACACAUCUAGGGAUACUGAAAUAUCUCCAACUCUCAGGGAUUUAGUUGGUCAGUUUGAUGAAGAUAGUCGAAGGCCAUCGCAUACAUAUAACGAAGGCCAGAAUUAUGAGGGAAAUGAUGAUGCAAUUGAUGAUAAUGGGGUUGUUUUGGAUGGAGAUCCAUGUGGAAACCAUAAGGCAUGGACAUUUCUACAUGAUGAGGCGACAAAUGUGGUUCAUGAGGGAUUCAGUUAUAAAGAUACAAGUGGUCAAAGUCAUCAUGAGGAUAAUGAUCCGUUUGGAUCUUAUGAACCUGAUAUUGAUAGAUUCGAGAAAGUUGCAUCAUUUUUGUUUCAAGGUUUGGGACUCGUUUCAAAGCAGAAUGCAUGGGCGGGUCCUGAACAUUGGAAGUUUCGGAAGUCUAAGGGUUCAGAGGAUGUUCCUGAUACAGAACAAGAAUCAGUCUUUACAACAGAGAGAACAAAGAGAAAAAAACUAGCCAAACUUGACAUUGAUUUUACAGCAGCUUUGGGCGCUGAAGUGCAUGACAACUUUGCUCCCCCAAAAAAUUCAAAGUUGCUGUUGCGAAGCACAAAUAGGGUGCCUUGUGGUAACAAACUUCCAGAAGAUUGCCAUUAUCAACCAGAGAAUCUAGUUAAAUUGUUUCUUCUGCCCAAUGUUAUGUGCCUUGGGAAGAAAAGAAGGAAACAUUCAGGUAAUAACUCAUGGCAAAGAAGCAAUGGUUCUGAUGAACCGUUUCCAUCCUGGGAUAAUGGAGGUGUGGCUUGUGGCCAGUAUGAUGAUGAUGGAUGUGUUCAUAGUGAUGAUCUGGAAGCUUCUGCUGCACUCGUCUCUCCGCCUCGUCAGGUAAAUAAGAUUGAAGUUCAGUAUGAUAAAACUUCUACACAAGUUGAUGUACACGCGCUGAAAGAAACUCUUUGGAAUCACAUUCAAGAUUCUAUUCACAUGCCUGAAAUGGUGUGCAAAGAAACAAUAUCUUUCAAACAUGUUUUGGCCAGAUUCCCUGGUUUCUGCCAAGCUGCGGCGCUGGAGGAUAUUUCCCCCCAUCUGUGUUUCAUCUGCCUUCUGCAUUUAGCCAACGAGCAUGGCCUGAGCAUUAGUGAUUGUGCCAGCUUGGAUGAUCUUAGCAUACGAGUCCCCUCUGUGUGCUGAAACAUGGUGGAGUUAUUUGGGCGAUGACAUAGUGAUGAUUUUGUUCAUUUUAAAGAAAGAAGUGGGACAGGAAAUGUAGAGUUUUUCUAAUACCAAGCUUUUGGGGCCUUGGAGGCAAAGCAAAAGGGGAAUGCAAGCCCAGUAGGCCAACCUAGUUCCGCUUUGUGUAAAUUUGUAUGAAAUAGUGUAAAUGGUGCGUGAAAAGAAAAUUGGCUAAGUUGCUGGGUUUUUGGUUCAGCAUAUCUGGUUUACAUAUAUCUGCAGCUUGAUGCACAUUUCGUGCAAAUAAGCCAGUCUACUAGUUCUGUAAUUGUUUGAUUGUAAAGGAGUGUAAUAUUAUUGUAAAUCAUUGAUCUUAAAACAUCAUGCAGUGAAGCGAUAUGGAAUAAAAAAAAUUCAUUCAU
This is a messenger RNA of Malania oleifera, 2504 nucleotides long. Its product is annotated as condensin complex subunit 2-like. The transcript has 13 exons. Bases 97 to 2100 code for a protein of 667 amino acids. Gene Ontology annotation, biological process: mitotic chromosome condensation. NCBI's taxonomy places the organism in Eukaryota, Viridiplantae, Streptophyta, Magnoliopsida, Santalales, Ximeniaceae. The record is from RefSeq and is a predicted model, not a curated record. Gene Ontology annotation, molecular function: chromatin binding. Gene Ontology annotation, cellular component: condensin complex.